Molecule: messenger RNA, 534 nt
Organism: Oncorhynchus tshawytscha (Chinook salmon)
Lineage: Eukaryota; Metazoa; Chordata; Actinopteri; Salmoniformes; Salmonidae
Product: coilin-like
Exons: 6
Coding region: 153-413 (86 amino acids)
Biological process (GO): spliceosomal snRNP assembly
Cellular component (GO): Cajal body
Molecular function (GO): U1 snRNA binding; U2 snRNA binding
Source: RefSeq, a predicted model, not a curated record
GAGGAGAUAAUGCAGGGUUUUAUUUCAACUAUGAAGGUGGACAGCGACAGCAGACUCAUCAGCCACCAUCGUACCAGAAGGACUCCCUGAUUAACAGCUCUGUGGUGUUCCAGAACCCAUCAGAGAGUGUCCCCAAGAGGGACUACAGUGAGAUGCCCCUUCUAGCUGCUCCCCCUCAGGACGGACAGAAGAUCGCCUUCAAGCUGCUGGAGCUGACAGAGAACUACACACCAGAGGUGUCUGAGUAUAAAGAGGGGAAAAUCAUUCAUUUCGACCACAGCACCAAACAGAUUGAGCUCGAACUGCUCUCUGCUUAUCAAGCGCCCGUGGAGCCGGGAAGUUUGACCUGGUGUAUCAGAACGCGGACGGAUCCGAGAGUGUGGAGUACGCUGUGUCCCGGGGCUCCAGGGUGACUGAACGUUGGGACUCACUGCUGGAACCCAGGCUAGUUGUUGGGAAUUUGAGCUGAGGAACAAGAUGGACGUUCUUGGUCGACUUGGCCCAGGCAUUUCUAUAACACUGGCCCAUUUCCCC